GUUUCGUGGACAGGAGACAGUUUGGUGGCUAUAACCUAACUGUUAAUUAAAGGUCAGUGAUUUAACGCCGGAGAGGUGACCGUUAUCAAACAGCACCAACCAAUAUGAGCGGCACAACAGAAGUCAGUUUCGAUCCAAAAGAUCACCAACACCUGCGUUACAACCCUCUGCGUGACACCUGGGUCCUUGUGUCGGCCCACCGCAUGAAGAGACCCUGGGCAGGUCAGGUAGAGAAACCUCCCGAGGAACACAUACCCAGACAUGACCCCCGCAACCCACUCUGUCCCGGGAACACACGUGCAAAUGGAGAGGUAAAUCCAGACUAUGACAGCACUUUUCUUUUUGAAAAUGACUUCCCCGCUCUUCAGCCUGACGCACCAGAUCCUGGUUCAGAUCAACAUCCAUUGUUCCAGUCUAAAGCUGCCAGGGGCGUCUGUAAGGUCAUGUGUUUCCAUCCCUGGUCAGACGUCACCCUCCCUCUCAUGAAGAAACAAGAGGUUGUCAAAGUGAUUGACAAGUGGGCGGAGCUUGUUGAAGAACUAGGAAACACGUACUCCUGGGUUCAGAUCUUUGAGAACAAAGGCGCUAUGAUGGGCUGUUCAAAUCCUCAUCCUCACUGUCAGGUGUGGGCCAGCAACUUCCUUCCUAAUGAGCCGGCUCUGUCAGACCGCUGUCAGAGAGCCUACCACCAGAAACAUGGAGAACCGCUGCUGCUGCAAUACGCCAAGCAAGAGGCUGAGAAAAAGGAGCGUGUGGUGGUGGAGACUUCUGAUUGGCUGGCGGUGGUUCCAUAUUGGGCAACGUGGCCCUACCAAACGCUGUUGUUACCACGACGACAUGUCCUCAGGAUCAACGAUCUGACCGCAGAGGAGAGGGAGGGUCUGGCUGACAUUAUGAAGCGACUGCUGACCAAGUAUGACAAUCUGUUUGAAAUCUCGUUCCCCUACUCCAUGGGCUGGCACGGAGCCCCGACUGGCCCCCAUUUAACGGAAGACAACUCUCAUUGGCAGCUUCAUGCUCACUACUACCCGCCUCUGCUGCGUUCAGCUGCAGUUAAGAAGUUCAUGGUGGGGUAUGAGAUGCUCGCCCAGGAGCAAAGGGACCUCACGCCUGAACAGGCUGCUGAGAAGCUAAGGAACCUUCCAGAAGAGCAUUACAAAACCAGAGAGAACCUGGAAAAAGGAGGAGAAGAGAAAUAAGAUGGAGGAAUGUAUAUAUUUCUAUUACAUGUCUGUGUUGUUAUCGAACUCCUUAUCCAUGUUUUAGGGAGGUAAUGGGAGAACAUUAUUUUCCCCCCUUCUGUCGAAAUUAAACAAACUUUGUUUGUUGUUUUAUUACAAUUGAAGCCUUUCGACCACACAGCUUGUCCUUUCCAACAACACAAUGAGUUAUUGUGAAUCAAAUGAAUGCCUUUGCUUCUUGUUUUCACAUGGAAAAUAAAUAAUUCUUAAAGUAGUUAA
This is a messenger RNA of Anarrhichthys ocellatus (wolf-eel), 1460 nucleotides long. It is a transcript of the gene galt, whose product is annotated as galactose-1-phosphate uridylyltransferase. The transcript is spliced from 11 exons. NCBI's taxonomy places the organism in Eukaryota, Metazoa, Chordata, Actinopteri, Perciformes, Anarhichadidae. Bases 105 to 1199 code for a protein of 364 amino acids. The record is from RefSeq and is a predicted model, not a curated record. Gene Ontology annotation, molecular function: zinc ion binding; UDP-glucose:hexose-1-phosphate uridylyltransferase activity. Gene Ontology annotation, biological process: beta-D-galactose catabolic process via UDP-galactose, Leloir pathway. Gene Ontology annotation, cellular component: cytoplasm.